Monosiga brevicollis MX1 is the source of this 1002-nucleotide messenger RNA. RefSeq lists its product as uncharacterized. The coding region runs from base 1 to 1002 and encodes 333 amino acids. The record is from RefSeq and is a predicted model, not a curated record. The transcript is spliced from 10 exons. NCBI's taxonomy places the organism in Eukaryota, Choanoflagellata, Craspedida, Salpingoecidae.
AUGAUCAUUCGACAUCAUCAUGUCACAUUUACAGAUGGUUCAUGUCGCCUGGCUUGCCAUGCCAACAAUACUUACCCGAUUCAGGCGCGCAUUAUAUGGAAUGCCCCGGUGCAUUCAUGGACAGGCAUCGCCUCUGAGGCCGUUGACUUUCUUGUGCCACUGGCCAAGCGCAUCCCUUUACUUGGUCUUACCGGUGGCUACACGGCCGAAUUUGUCCACGAUCUGCCCAAACGUGAUCAAGCCAUGCUGGAAGCCCUUCGGCAAAGCUAUUUGGACCAUCAUGGUGCCCGCGUGCAACGCACGAUGCGGAAUCUGCCAGAGGAGCGCAUCACCAUCUUUAUCACGCAGUAUGAUCCCGCCACUUACCACGACGACCUUCAGCGGACGUGCCCCGAGUUUGUCGAGACUUCCGCCCGCGGCUGGGACAUUCUUAUCGAAGCCUUCCUGCGCGAGUUUUCGCAUGACGACAAUGUGGCUUUGUACAUCCGAUCGGGCCGUGACAAAGAUCGCCCCGAGCGGGAUGUGCUUGAGUUGAUGCGCCGCGUCAACCCACGCAGCCCGCCGCCCAUAACUUGGAUCCCUCCAGUCGCGACGGCAGACUAUGCAGCGCUGUACAAAACUGCCAAUGCCUUUGUUCUACCCACCCACGCCGAGGGCUAUGGUCGUCCCGUUUUAGAGGCCAUGGCGAUGGGUCUACCCACCAUCGUGACAAAUUGGUCUGGCAUCACUGAGUUUACUUCUGCAAGCACAGCCUACCUGAUUCCCGUUCAUGGUCUCGAAAAGGCUUUCCCUCGAGAACCUCAGAUUACAGGCUGGGAUUUUGAAGGGCGACACCAAUGGGCCUCAAUCAACGUCUCAGACGUUCAGAGACUAAUGCGGGAGGUCUAUGCACAGCCUCACGCCGCGCGCCGAACGGGUCUAAGAGCAAAAGCCCAUACCAAGUUCAAGCCCAGCUACUCCGGAUUCAGCGUCAACUGGCAGACACUAGCCUUGCCAAGGUAG